UUUUUUUUCUUUUUUUUUAUAUAUGUAUACACAUAUUUAAACCAAUUCUAAUGACCAGCACAUUAACAAAAUUUGAUACUGAACAUGAAGAUCUCAUUCAUGAUAUAUCAUAUGACUUUUAUGGUAAAAGAUUAGUAACAUGUUCAUCUGAUCAACGUUUAAAAGUAUGGGAUUUUGUUGAACGAGCUGAUUCAUCGUUUUGGGAAUUAAAUGAUGCUUGGAAAGCUCAUGAUGCAUCCAUCUUAAAAGCUGUUUGGGCGAGACCUGAAUAUGGACAAGUUAUUGCUAGUUGCUCAUUUGACAGACAAGUUAAAAUAUGGGAAGAACAAUCAAAUCGAGAAAUAGUCAAAAGCGCUGGGCUGAAAGAUUUCGUUUGGUAGAAUCAAGAGGUGCAGUAUUGGAUAUAGCAUUUGCACCAACUCAAAAUUCACUUCGAUUAGCUACUUGUUCCUCGGAUGGUAUCAUUCGUAUUUAUGAAGCUUUAGAACCUACUAAUCUUGCCCAAUGGUCUCAAAUGGAAGAAUUCGAAAUAUCGGGUAUAUCUCACAUGGAUAAUAAAAUUUUAACAUCCAGUUCAAGUCAACAACAGCAGCAGCAACAACAACAACAGCAACCACAACAACAGCAACAGCAGCAGCAACAACCACAACAACAACAGCAGCAACAGCAGCAACAGCAACAGCAACAACAACAUCAGCAGCAACAAGAGC
Cokeromyces recurvatus is the source of this 710-nucleotide messenger RNA. Its product is annotated as WD40-repeat-containing domain protein. Gene Ontology annotation, biological process: cellular response to amino acid starvation; positive regulation of TORC1 signaling. NCBI's taxonomy places the organism in Eukaryota, Fungi, Mucoromycota, Mucoromycetes, Mucorales, Mucoraceae. The record is from RefSeq and is a predicted model, not a curated record. Gene Ontology annotation, molecular function: structural molecule activity; protein binding. Gene Ontology annotation, cellular component: Seh1-associated complex; nuclear pore outer ring. The transcript has 2 exons. The coding region runs from base 51 to 380 and encodes 109 amino acids.